Molecule: messenger RNA, 453 nt
Organism: Gryllus bimaculatus (two-spotted cricket)
Lineage: Eukaryota; Metazoa; Arthropoda; Insecta; Orthoptera; Gryllidae
Source: the annotation of a GenBank genome assembly
AUGAACACAAAUCGGAAAAGCGAUGUUCAUGUAGGCGAACACCCUGCCGGUGAGAAGACAGUUCAAGUUCCAUUGCAACCAGCGUGUUCAGCGGGAACCACCAGUGGAACAGAAAUCCAGGCCUCCCUCGUCCGGAGGCUCGAUAUCAACGUUCACUCAAACUUCAUGCGAGACUUCGACCCUCAGAGCAGUCAAAGGGUAGCGCGGAAGCAGGAGAGAAAACAGAAGAAACGUGGACCCAGCCAGCAGAGGUUGUACGAUCACAAAGGUAGGCUGCUGGGCACUGGGGAAGACUUAUGUGACUGCCUAAUCGAUGACUGUCCAGGCUGCCACUUCCCUUGUCCGAAGUGUCGCUCGUGCAAAUGCGGCCACGAAUGCCGCAGGAACCGAAAAUGGAGGUACGACGAGAUCGAAAUAGAGGGCACUGAUGUUGUCAUUAAGAGGAAGUCGUAA